GCUUUGGCUUUUCAUGGCAGCAGCAGCAGCAGUGCGACUGCGCACAGCAGUGGGCAGCAAUAUCUCGUGAGGGUCGGAUGGGCCCUGCCGGAUUGCCAUCGAGGGGUGCACAUGCCGUCGCAUCCCCUCCGCCUCUCGCCCAUGCGUUGUCGGGGGCUGUGGGUGCCGUUGUUGCCAUGGCCUUGCUGUACCCGUUGGACCAAGUGAGGGCUAUUCUACAGGUUGACGAUGACUUGGCCAAGGAGUGCUCUGCUCCGGGAGGAGCGGGCGUGCUAGGCGCGUUGUCGCGCCUGGUGCGGAGGCACGGGAGGGCGGGGCUUUGGCGAGGGAUGGUGCCGGUCCUCAUCACCAUGGGCGUUUCGAACUUCGUGUACUUCUACUGUUUCACAGGCAUGAAGGCGGCCUUGCUGUCGAGACGACGCCUUCUGAGGGCUCGAGGCGUACGGGCGGGUGGUGCCGCAAAACCUUUUGCCGGGGGGGCUAGAGGAGAGGGUGGGGGAGCGCUAACCCCGCUUGAGAGCGUGGUCGCGUCGACGAUUGCAGGAGUCAUUAACGUCUUGGCGACGACGCCGCUUUGGGUUUCCAACCUUCGAAUCAAGGCCGGGAAUGGUGUGGGAGGGCUCUUUUCCACCCUUGGGUCCAUUGGACGCCACGAGGGCCUAGCAGGACUCUGGUCUGGCACAGCCCCAUCCCUCGUUCUGGUUUCGAAUCCCAUCAUCCAAUUCGUCGUGUACGAGACGCUCAAGCAAGCUUUGGGCCGGCGUCACGGCCACCGGAACGGGGACGCACGGAGGAUAAUUGCACAACCACCUGAUCCCCGAUCUCUCGCUGGCGGUGGCAGCCGCGGGAGUGCGGGCAGGCCGUCAGUGGGUUUGCGGAGCCACGAGGCGUUUUUGUUGGGUGCCACGGCGAAGACAAUCUCGACACUGGUCACGUAUCCGUUACAGUUGGCCCAGGCGAAGCUGCGAGCUGGUCGGGCAGCUCGGGGGGGGGAGCGACACACGAUGAACCCACAUUUUGUCGCCUCUUUGGAUUCUGGCUUUAUCUCUUUUCCUGCGUGUGUUGUGACGUCAAAGGGCCAUUGGCAGGGGCAAUGUAAUGAGCAGGACGAUUCAUCACCUCCAGGUGGUGCAAGGGGGGGCUUACGCAGCGGGGUUGCUUGGCAGUUGCUGACUUGCUGGUCCUCUACUGUGGAUAUCCUGGUAUCGGUGUGUCGCCGAAACGGGGUUGGGGGAAUGUACCAGGGCAUGCGAGCGAAGCUCCUCCACACGGUGCUUACUAGUGCUCUGCUUUUCCUGGGGUACGAGCGGCUUCUCGAGGUGAUUGCAAACAGCAUGACAGCGGAGGCUGAGGCACCACCACCACAGCUCUUGCCGGUGCCAGGGUCUACGGUUGCUGCUGCUACUGCUGCCGGGCUCCACAGCAGCAUUCCAAAGCCAUGCCGCAGCGCGCCUGUCUCAUAGAAAUGUGCGUCAAACAUUCCGGGGAUAUUAACUUUUGGGUUUGUGUAUACCAGCGGUGUUUGAAAAUGGCGACAGGGAGCCAAGUUCAAAGAUUUUUCGUUUGUUGUACGGUCGUGGCCCUUGUUCCAGUGAGCAGUCAGCGUGCGGGGUAGCAUUAGGUAUGCCAACAAGGCACAGGCAGCGUAGAUUUCAUUGAGUUUCACGGCCUCCCGACGAAAAACUCCCGUGUGCACAGAAUAGAGUGAGUGCUUGUGUGUAAGAUAUAUGAGUAAUCUUCUUCGGGUCCCCGAUAAUUUGGGCCUACAGUUUCCGGCGUUUGUACAAGCCCUGCGAGCAUCCCGUCGCCCCCACAAAGGCAGUCCUGCCUACUGACGCGGCAAAGCAGCAUCUGUGGGGACGCCCGUCUUUAUCGCGAAGGUAGAGGCGAUUUAUAUGUGCAUCGCACACGACUUAGUUCCGUUGUGGUUCAGCGUUGUCCUGGCUAUUACAGUACCUUGAAGCACUCUGUUUCCGGGCCCGACUUCGUUUGCCACACCAUGUUGACCUCCUUGGGCACAUCUCGCUCGCUACUGCAGUGGUACGUCUCCACACAGGAGAGCCAGGACGAGUC
Molecule: messenger RNA, 2073 nt
Organism: Ectocarpus sp. CCAP 1310/34
Lineage: Eukaryota; Phaeophyceae; Ectocarpales; Ectocarpaceae
Source: the annotation of a GenBank genome assembly